AUGUCUGGGAACAGCGAAUCAAUUCGCGGCGAGGCCGAUGACGAGCCUUGCGAAUCAGACUGCGAAUGCUGCUACUACUCUUUUCCCUUCCUCAAUCUCCCACGCGAAAUUCAGUUGAAAGUAGUCCGUGAAGUACCGGAUUACUGGACCUACAUUUCUCUGCGACAGACUAGCAGCGAAAUCAGCGAACUGUGUCAUGUGGAGGAGAAAAUAGUCUUGGCCAAUCUGAGAAACCGCCUGGUCGCUCCCUUCUACGACUACUACGACUUUCACGCCUCUCUUCAUCUUGCAGAGGGAGCUGUCAAGCAGCCUCCACCCACCGGGUGGCCGGAAAUGACCCAUGAAAACUUCCGUUCCCUUGGGAAAUCCGACUUGGCCAUCGAGGUGUUGCGCCAUUUACCGUACAUCGAGAAUCUUGAAUACCAUGACAAUAUCAACAACAUCGACUACAAGUGCAACGUCAUCGACUACUCUGCUUGGAAGCCUGGCGAUGAGUAUCCCGGUAAAAGCAUGGAAGACUACUUCGAGUAUGAGGAGCCAGUCUCUAAGCACAAGAUAGCUAUCGCAUAUGGUUACGAGAGUGGCGGCGUUACUUUCAUGUUGGACACGUUGACUGGUAGUGUGUAUGAAGAGAUAAUCAGAUGCUCGUCGGGGGUAGAGGAUGAGCCGGUUGAAGACUACUUUGAGAGCAAAAAGGAGGAGUUCAGGACUUUCAAAUUGAUGUUCAUCCCAGGCUUUGACCCGCCAGAGGGUUUCACCGACGAGAAGUAUCCGUAUGAUGCGGAGAAGAUGGAAAAACAACGCGAGCCACGCUCACCUGACAAAUGGAUAAUGGACACAGAUGAAGAUGGUCUUUGGAUCCGACACCUUUAUCGAAAGUUCGGAUGGCCCUCCCCAGCCUGGAAAAAGGAUGAAGGCAUUCAAGCAAUCAAAGAGUUCGUUGCGCGGAGAGAUCAAGAGCAUGAUCAGUACCAACAAGACUUGGGAAUGCAAAUGAGGCUCUUUGAUGCUCAAAGACAGCGGAACGAACAGCAGCAUGCAGCUGGCCAGUAA
This is a messenger RNA of Colletotrichum chrysophilum, 1053 nucleotides long. RefSeq lists its product as uncharacterized. Lineage: Eukaryota; Fungi; Ascomycota; Sordariomycetes; Glomerellales; Glomerellaceae. Bases 1 to 1053 code for a protein of 350 amino acids. The record is from RefSeq and is a predicted model, not a curated record. The transcript has a single exon.